This is a messenger RNA of Onthophagus taurus, 2191 nucleotides long. RefSeq names its product Myt1 (gene Myt1). Gene Ontology annotation, biological process: meiotic cell cycle; protein phosphorylation; negative regulation of G2/MI transition of meiotic cell cycle. Gene Ontology annotation, molecular function: protein kinase activity; ATP binding. Gene Ontology annotation, cellular component: cytoplasm; nucleus. NCBI's taxonomy places the organism in Eukaryota, Metazoa, Arthropoda, Insecta, Coleoptera, Scarabaeidae. The record is from RefSeq and is a predicted model, not a curated record.
CCAGACGUGUUGAACCUGUGCAGAACGUUCGCGAGUUGUCCGCAACAACCGGUUAACAUUAUCAACUUCUAACCUCGAAGAUGUCGAACCGAAAACGAGUAAAUCGAAGCUUACCAUUGAUGGAAUUCACCGAUAAAUUGCUGACAAAGAAGGAGGUGGAGGCGAAUGCUCGGUUACAUAUGACAUGUCCGGUGUUACAAAAGAAACACUUUUCACCGAUUGGAACGCAUAAAUUGCUUUUUAGUACCCAAGAGGCUCGCAUUUUAGCGUUUGAUAAACCAGCACAAUUGAGCCCGAAUUACAACCCAUCGAUCAAGAAGACUUAUUUCGCUCAGAUGUACAAGAUUCAAGACACCCUCGGCGAAGGUUCCUUUGGCGUUGUCUACAAGGUCAUUUCUCGAGAAAACGAAGAAGGCUAUGCAGUCAAAAUUACCAAGAAAGCGUACUUAACCAAAAAUAAUUACGAAGAGAUCAAGCUUCUCGAAAGAAUUGGCAACCAUCAGAACAUCGUUAAAUUUUAUUUCGCCUGGGAAGAAAUGUCUAGAGUUUUUACCCAAUUAGAACUUUGCGCAUUAAGUUUGGGAACUUACUCUAAAACUAACCACUCCAUCACCGAAAUACAACUUUUGGAUAUUCUCACCGAUAUGGCUCAUGCUUUGAAUCAUUUGCACGAUCGCAAAUUAAUCCAUCUCGAUAUCAAACCUGAAAAUAUUAUGAUUUCAACUGAUGGGAUUUAUAAAUUGGGCGAUUUUGAUUUACUUUUUGACAUCACGAAAACCGAAGAAAAUCAAGUAAAAACCUUUGAUAUAACUGAAGGUGACGCAAAAUACUUAGCGAAAGAAGUGUUGGAGGGAAAAGUAACAGCCGCAGCUGAUAUUUUUAGUUUGGGAAUAACGAUGCUUGAAUUAGCAACUGAUUUGAUCUUGCCGGUUAAUGGACCAUUAUGGCGACGACUCCGUAAUGGAUCAUACGAUGAUCCAUGCUUUACCAUUGUUCCGAAAAAAUUGAAGACUUUGAUGUGUAAGAUGAUGGCUCCUAAGCCACACGCCCGUCCAAAAGCGAAGCAGAUUUUAAACACGGCGGUUGUUAAAGAAAAUUUGUCGGCACAACUCCUUGUCCCACGCGUUAAUUAUUACGAAGUUUGGAGGGCAAGUGUUGCUGAAACAAUGGAUCGAGAUCCAGUCCCUGUUUGCAUCAAUGCUCAAAACGAAAUGAAUAUGGAUGCUAAUAUGGAUAUUGAAACAACACCGUGCGUGACUCCACCGAGGAAAGUAUCCCGAGUGGUUAUUUACAACAUGUAAAGAUAGGUAAAAAAUAUGCUCGUUUCAAUAUGAUCUCCGAUGGCUGUUCACCUAGCUAGUUUAAUAAAACGACGAAAACGCCGGUAUUUAGUAGUCUUAAUACAUUUAUAUACGUUUGUUCAUGUUUACUGUUGUUGCUCUAUAAUAUGUUAAGAAAAGAAAAAAAAAUAAGGAGCAUAUUUAAUAUUUAUAUAUUUUGAAACGUUUAUUAAUAAUAAUGUUAUUUAGAAAUGUUAUUGUGUAUUUAAUGUUAACGUAAACGUACGGUUUAUACCUUUAGAUAAAAAGAAAUUAUUAAGGUACACUAAGUACAGGGUUUUUACACAAUAAGAAAGUUUUUUUUUUCACUCUAGGUUGUUCCAGCAGUAUUUUUUGUAAUACUAUAAACGUUUUCAUUUAUUUUUUUUUAAUAGCGUGGGUUGCUAUUAAAAGUAGGAGUUACACUUAAGAGAGACUUUUUCCUUUUAUCUUUGGAUUAUUUUAAUUCCAAUCUUUCAAUCAAUUCCAAGUUGUCGUUUAGUUUUAGCAAAGAAGAUUUAUUUAUUUAUUUUUAAGUUCUUUAUGAGUUUAGUUUUCUGUUUGUAGUUUUUGUGAUAUAAAGAAAAACGAUUAAAGUAACUUUUUGCAAUAUUACCAGAGACGGUGCUACUUAUUGUCGUUAUUAAUUUCGGAUUAAUUUUCGUUAUUAAUUUCGUUACACACUAAAAGAAAAAAAAAUAACCUAACUCAAUUGUUGGAUUUGAACACUUUGCAAUAUUAAUUAUUCGAUUUAAGUAUUUUUAUAAGUAUUUAUACACAGUGAUCUUAAUACUUUAGUCAUAGUUGUACUUGUUCAGAAUAUAUGUUUAUUUUUUUUGCUAUUUUCAUUUAAAAAUCGUUUAGCUUCAGUA